GUGAAGUAAUAUUUCUAUACUAACAAGAAUUAAAAUAUGGAGAUCGCUGUUCAUCCAUUAACAAAAAAUCCUACUGAUGCUUGGAGGGAAAUUUCCCAACAUCAGAAAGUUAUUAAAAUUAAUGUUAAGACUCCAACAAGCGAGUCUCCUACAGAUAAGCUUCGAAUUGUUUGUAUGAGUGACACACAUUCUUUGACUCAGUACAUAAACUUUGACAUUCCUAAAGGAGAUGUUUUCAUUCAUGCUGGAGAUUUCACUAAGUGUGGAAGUCUGAAAGAAGUUAUAGAUUUUAAUAAUUGGAUAGGUAAACUUCCUCACAAACACAAAGUAGUCAUUGCAGGAAAUCAUGAACUCAGUUUCGAUCCUACUUUUACACGACCAACCAUUAUUCAAGGCAGUAUGGAUCUUCACAAAACCACAGGAACUAGUGUAUUUGAUAGCAUACCAACUUUAGGAAUGUCCAAAGAUGUCUUAAAUGAAGCUAUACAAACAAAUGAUGUAAAAGCUCAUUUAACUAAUUGCACGUACUUAGAAGAUUCGGAAAUAAUUAUUUCUGGCAUAAAAAUUUAUGGUACACCAUGGCAACCAGAAUUUUGCAAAUGGGCUUUCAACUUGCCACGUGGAGAAUCCUGUUUGUCUAAGUGGAAUAUGAUUCCCGAUGAUACUGAUAUACUAGUAACGCACACUCCACCCGUUGGUCAUGGUGAUCUAUGUUGCAGCGGCGUUAGGGCUGGUUGCGUAGAUUUGCUGAGUACAGUUCAAAAUAGAGUAAAACCAAAGUACCACGUGUUUGGUCAUGUACAUGAAGUUGACAAGGGUCUCAGGCGAUAUUUUCAGGGCUAA
Messenger RNA from Copidosoma floridanum, 843 nucleotides. Its product is annotated as metallophosphoesterase domain-containing protein 1. Gene Ontology annotation, molecular function: hydrolase activity. NCBI's taxonomy places the organism in Eukaryota, Metazoa, Arthropoda, Insecta, Hymenoptera, Encyrtidae. The record is from RefSeq and is a predicted model, not a curated record.